AUGACUUCACGACGCGGCAUCGCGCUGGCCGCCAUCGGGCUUGGAGUCGCAGCCGUAUCAAUUCAGUUCACCACGUCGAAGCACGUCCAUGUAUCUCAUGUGCUGCUCCAGAUCCUGGCUGUCCUCAUGGCCACCGCACCUGUGAUUCGCCAUUUUGCUGUCUCUCGCCACAGGGCGCGCACGACCAUUGACUGGAAAAGAGCAGCUCGUCAGCGCGUCGGCGACGAGUACUAUCUGUUUGUUCUUGGCUCAGGCGGCCAUACCAAGGAGAUGCUCAUGAUGAUGGACGACGGACAAGCCAGCUUUGCCGGAAUCCACAGACGGUACAUGGUCUCCCGUGGCGAUGACAUGUCACUGCAUCACUUGGAAGAGUUCGAGAGUCGCAUAGGGCUCGAGUACGACGCUGCAGAGACGGGCACAUACGAUGUUCGCACCGUGACCAGAGCACGCAGGGUACACCAGCCUCUUAUCACAACCCCCUUCUCUGCAUUGCUGAGCCUGUGCAAUAUCAUCUUUGGAGUCUUGCUUUCGUCGCCGUCAGCAGGAACGCAGAGAUACCCGACAAUCAUCUUUUCAAACGGCCCGGCAAAUGGCCUCUUUGUGGCUCUGGCGGUCCAUCUCCUGAAGAUGGCACACGUCAUUCCCGAGGGCAAAUGCGCCUUUGUGUACAUCGAGUCGUGGGCGAGGAUAUCAACGCUCAGUUUGACGGGGAAGCUGUUGCAUUAUACAGGAAUGGCCGAUGGAUUCGCGGUGCAACACCAGCCGGUCGCGCUGCGCUAUGGGGUGACCAACGUCGGUCCUUUGGUGUUCAACUGCCGCCGCGAAGUGUAA
Emericellopsis atlantica is the source of this 831-nucleotide messenger RNA. RefSeq names its product oligosaccharide biosynthesis protein Alg14 like-domain-containing protein. Bases 1 to 831 code for a protein of 276 amino acids. The record is from RefSeq and is a predicted model, not a curated record. NCBI's taxonomy places the organism in Eukaryota, Fungi, Ascomycota, Sordariomycetes, Hypocreales, Bionectriaceae. The transcript has 2 exons. Gene Ontology annotation, cellular component: UDP-N-acetylglucosamine transferase complex. Gene Ontology annotation, biological process: dolichol-linked oligosaccharide biosynthetic process.